UUACACCGUUUAAAAUUUAACCUACUUACCGAAAUGGUACAAAACUUGCCUGCAUUUAUUGUAUACAACUUAGUAAGACAGAAUGUCUAUAGUCUAGAUCUAGAUUGUUAAAUUAAUAUCAGGCACUGACAAUGCACUAAAGCCUGUUUCUGUUAUAAACAGAACGGAGAGUAGACUGUGAUCCAAACAAAACAUGAGUAAAGCCAUCUAUGACGUCAUUGUUAUUGGUGCAGGCAUUGAAGGCUCUUCUAGCGCUUACAAUUUGGCCAAAAGGGGGAAAAAAGUUCUUCUGCUUGAGCAGUUCCCUCUACCCCAUUCAAGAGGAAGCUCCCAUGGCCAAAGCCGCAUCACGAGAUAUGCCUAUGCCGAUGAGUUCUACGUCCGCAUGAUGGUCGACGCCUUUCCAAUGUGGGCGGAGCUGGAGAGAGAGUCUGGGGAAAAUUUCUUUGUCAACUGUGGGCUUCUGGAUCUUCACUUGGCCAACUCCAAGACCAUCACAAAAGUCACGAGCUCUUUGAAGGCGCACGACGUUCCUCACGAGGUGAUAAGCCCCGGGGAACUGAAGAGACGUUUCCCUCACUUCAAAGCCGGUGACAACUGUGCUGGGGUAUGGGACCCUAGCGGAGGUCUUCUGAGAGCGGACAGAGCUUUGAAAGCAUUUCAGACUGUUUUCCAAAAACUGGGCGGUGUCUUACGAGAUGAAGAGCCAGUUACUAAAGUCACACCAGGAGAUGUGGUUACGGUGGAGACGCCUAGAUCACUCUACAAAGCCAAUAGCCUGGUGAUCGCAGCUGGGGCCUGGGCGGGCAGGUUUUGUUCAUCUCUAGGACUCAAUGUGCCUCUACAGCCAGUCCGUACUGUUGUCAUGUACUGGAAAGUUGACAAAGACAAGAUUCAAAACUACAGCGACUCGACCUUCCCUUGUUUCAUCGACUCAAGAACGGAGGCGACAUUCACCAUCUACGGCUUUCCUAACAAGGAGUAUCCAGGACUAGUGAAAAUCUGUCUACAUCAAGGCGCUAUCACUGAUCCAGACGAGAGGGACAAAGUGGAGAAUGACUCUUGGAUUCUGGAAGAAGUUAAAAGAAUUCUGGCCCUGACUUUUGAUAACCUGGAGAACCAACCGGCCAUACGGGAAUACUGCAUGUAUACAAACACGCCUGAUCAUCAUCCUUAUAUAGACCGUCAUUCAACUUUCCCCAAUAUAGUCAUUGCUGCUGGAUUUUCAGGUCAUGGAUUCAAACUGGCUCCAGCAGUAGGAAAGGCUGUGUCUGAACUUGUGCUCAAUGAUACCUUCACCUACAACAUGGAACCUUUCAAAUUGAACAGAUUCUCGCCAAAAGCUAACCUCUGAUUGGUUGUUACAGCACAUAGGUCUAGGCGUUGGCCUUAUUUGUUGACGUUUAAGAAGGCAUUGUUUAAAAAUAUGAAAUAAAAUUAUACACUUGAA
Biomphalaria glabrata is the source of this 1450-nucleotide messenger RNA. Its product is annotated as peroxisomal sarcosine oxidase-like. Gene Ontology annotation, cellular component: peroxisome. Gene Ontology annotation, molecular function: L-pipecolate oxidase activity; flavin adenine dinucleotide binding; sarcosine oxidase activity. Lineage: Eukaryota; Metazoa; Mollusca; Gastropoda; Planorbidae. The transcript is spliced from 9 exons. Bases 194 to 1354 code for a protein of 386 amino acids. The record is from RefSeq and is a predicted model, not a curated record.